AUCCCCAUCUAAAAAUAUUUAUAAUACAUACAUAAGUUUUAAGUUUUAAUAGAUUUUAACAUUGUAAUACACCUACUUAUGUUUAAUUUAUACUAUACUGUAUUUGAUAAUGUGACUCACAGUAUAUACACCCGAAAUCAUACAAAGCAUUUACAGAAGUAUAGACUUCAUGGUAUAGAGAAUCCACUGGUAAAGUAGGUACCUACCUAUGUAUGUAUUAGGAGUAAACUGCAGGUUAAGGAAUGUAUUGUACUGUCAUAAAUAAAUAAAUCUUGCAAGUUCUAUAUCUGAGGUGUAUGUAUAAACAAAGGAAGGAAACAUGAAUUUAGAAUUGUUAGAAUCAUUUGGUCAGAAUUAUCCAGAGGAGUUUGAUGGCACGUUAGAUUGCAUAUCGUUGGCUGUAACUUGUACAUUUAACAAAAGAGGAACUCUUUUAGCUGUUGGAUGUAAUGAUGGUAGAAUUGUUAUUUGGGAUUUUUUAACACGAGGUGUUGCUAAAAUCAUUAGUGCACACGUUCAUCCAGUAUGUUCAUUAAGCUGGUCCAGGAAUGGUCACAAAUUAUUAAGUGCUUCUACAGACAAUAAUGUUUGCAUAUGGGAUGUUUUAUCGGGAGAAUGUGAUCAAAAAUACAGAUUCCCUUCGCCUAUAUUAAAAGUACAGUUUCAUCCAAGAAAUCUUAACAAGUUUUUAGUAUGUCCAAUGAGACAUGCAGCCGUAAUGGUUGAAGUUGAGGGUACACACAGAGUUAUACCUCUUGACGAUGAUAGUGAUUUAAACAUAGUAGCAUCUUUUGAUCGGCGUGGAGAUUUUGUGUAUACUGGAAAUGCUCGUGGACGGAUUUUGGUUCUUGAUGCAGAAUCUUUAACUGUAAAAGCUUCUUAUAAAAUAUCACAAGGCACUGCUAGUAAUACAGCUGUAAAAAGUAUCGAAUUUGCAAGGCGAGGUUCUUGCUUUUUAGUAAAUACGGCAGAUAGAGUAAUUCGUGUAUAUGAUAGCACAGAAGUACUAGCAUGUGGAAAAGACGGUGAACCUGAACCAAUACAAAAAUUACAAGAUCUUGUAAACAAAACUAUGUGGAAAAAAUGUUGCUUUUCUGGAGAUGGAGAGUAUGUGUGUGCCGGUUCUGCGAGGCAACAUGCUUUAUAUGUCUGGGAAAAAAGUAUUGGAAAUUUAGUAAAAAUUUUACAUGGAACUAAGGGAGAAUUGUUACUUGAUGUAGUGUGGCAUCCUGUGAGACCAAUAAUUGCUUCUAUAUCAUCUGGUGUAGUUUCUAUUUGGGCACAAAAUCAAGUUGAGAAUUGGUCUGCCUUUGCACCAGAUUUUAAGGAAUUGGAUGAAAAUGUUGAGUAUGAAGAGAGAGAGAGUGAGUUUGAUUUGAGCGAUGAAGAUAAAUCUGUGGUUCAAGGUGAAGAAGCACAGGAUGAAGAGAUUGAAGUGGAUGUUGCAUCUAUUGAUAGAGUUGCUGCUUUUUGUAGUUCUGAUGAAGAAAUGGAAGAUAUUGGUUCGCUACAGUUUUUACCAAUAUCACCAGAUGUAGAAGAUUCGGAAGACAAUCAAACAACACCACACGAACCACCUAUGAAAAAACAUCGUUCUCACGAUAUCCAUUUGCAAGGAGCACCAGUAGAUGAAACUCAUCCAUUAUUAAAUAAAGGGAAAGAUAAGCCAACAACCAAAAAGGGAAGACCUCGGUUGGAACACAGAAAGGGAAAAUAAUUUAAGAUAUAUUGUAUUAUAUUUUUCUAGAAUUAGCAAAUAUUUUAUAAUGUACAGAUUAUUUAAAAGUACUUUAAAUAUUUUAUCAAUUUUGAUAAUAUUUCAUGUUUAUAACAUACAUUAUGAAAUGUGUUGGUGCUUCCUAUGGAAUGUGUCACAUAGUACUAUAGUAUCUUUCCUAAAACUUUUAAUGCUGAAAAUUGUGUAUGUUAAUAUUAUAGUAAACUUUUCAAUACCAUAUUCAUCAAUAAGAAGACUCAUUUAAUUUAAAUUUGAAUAUCUUUUGUUCAAAUAGUUAUAUUUCACGCAAAUUUUGUUCAAUUGAUAAGUAGAUCAGUGAAUAAAAAUAUAUUGAAAUACAUUUUUAUUUAGCUUGUACUGGAA
Molecule: messenger RNA, 2101 nt
Organism: Nomia melanderi (Alkali bee)
Lineage: Eukaryota; Metazoa; Arthropoda; Insecta; Hymenoptera; Halictidae
Gene: Rbbp5
Product: retinoblastoma binding protein 5
Cellular component (GO): Set1C/COMPASS complex
Molecular function (GO): protein binding
Source: RefSeq, a predicted model, not a curated record